Molecule: messenger RNA, 1978 nt
Organism: Phytophthora nicotianae INRA-310
Lineage: Eukaryota; Oomycota; Peronosporomycetes; Peronosporales; Peronosporaceae
Exons: 4
Coding region: 38-1918 (626 amino acids)
Source: RefSeq, a predicted model, not a curated record
AUUCUAAUCAUCACAUUUUCAUUGGAUACGACACAAAAUGGGUCGUGGAGAGUACUACCGCAACAAGUACGGUGGUGGCCGUGGAGGAGGACGAGGUGGCCGAGGUGGCCGCGGCCGUGGCCGGGGAGACAGCGAAGGCUUUGACCGUGGCCAUAGUGGUCAUUACAAUGAUCGUCCGCGGACGCCACUAACCACUGCUUCGUGGGAACGAUUGGGCUACGUGCUGCAAGAGAUUCACAACCGGAACUACGGCGCGUACCAUGAACUAGAGCGUGUCUUCGAAUUUCAGAGCAAUGAUCUUCACUUCGCCCUCGAGUUCGACCACAUCCAGGGUGACCCGUACGCCAGUCCGUCGCGGUCCCACGUGACAGUCUCCGCUACGUCGGCUGCAUUCCCGGCCGAGAUGUACCAGGACAAGAUCCGUAACGUGGCCCUGUGUGACUAUUUAACCAGAGUAUUCGCGGCCAGUGCUCGUAGCUGUGGGGCCGAUGUCAAAACCAUCAGUAAUUCCUGGCAAGGGGUUAAAGGCGGGGAUAUCUCCAUUGAUACUCCAGGCCAACAUGUAAUCGAACGCUCGAGUGUCAAUGUGCUGGCCAAUGGAGACGUGGAGACCAGAUUCAACAUCAACUUGCCGGCCCGUGGCCGCAGUAUUUGUGGUGAUUGGGCAUACACGAUUUUAGUUGAAACCUUGCCGAAGCUAGUGGAGCAGUCGUUGGUACUCAAGAGUUUGGAUAAAAACCACAUAUGGCAGCAUCUUCACUCAGUAGAGGACCAGGAGGCACUGAGAGGGAUGCUGAAAGAUGCCGGCUUAGUAGGUUUUGUGCGUGAUGGAGCUGUUCUGCCUCGCCAGUCAGGAGCUUCGGAUCUCCCGUUGAGUAGUGACAAAGCUAUCCCGUUCAAGUCGCCGAAAUCGUUGAGUAGAACGUUCACACUUCCUAACUAUGGAGUUAUCACCGGUAUGGGGAUUCCUCAGGGUGUGACUUUGUUCGUCGGUGGAGGUUUCCAUGGUAAGAGUACAGUGCUGAAGGCACUAGAAGUUGGUGUGUACAACCACGUGCCGUCGGACGGGCGGGAGUUCGUGGUUAUGGAUCCCAACGCUGCCAAGAUCCGCUCAGAGGACUCACGUAGCGUGGUGUGCACCGAUAUCAGCGCGUUUAUCGACAACUUGCCGUUCAAGCAGGAUACAACCCGCUUCUCCACUGCUGACGCGUCCGGUAGUACUUCACAGGCGGCCAACAUUAUUGAAGCUUUGGAAGUUGGUGCGACGACGCUUUUGAUUGAUGAGGACACAUGUGCUACCAACUUUAUGAUCCGCGACUGGAAGAUGCAGCAGUUGGUGGCCAAGGACAAGGAACCCAUUACGCCAUUCAUCUCCAAGGUGCAGGCGCUUUACAAACAGCGUGGCGUCUCGUCAGUGCUGGUCAUUGGUGGCGCAGGUGACUAUUUUUCUGUAGCUGAUCAUGUUAUCAUGAUGGACUCGUACGAGCCGCGAGAUGUGACGACCGAAGCCAAGAAGAUCGCUAGUGAACAUGGAGAGAUCCGUCAGGACGCGGAGUUUGGCGAGUUUAAGUCACGCAUUCCUCUGGGUCGCGGGUUUGAGGUCAACGGCAAGGUUGUCUCGCGUGGCCUUGGCAAAAUUCAGUACGGCGAGGUUGAUCUUGACUUAAGCGCCGUGGAGCAGAUCGUGGAGCCCAGCCAAGUGCGCACAAUUGCUGAUGCUAUUCAGAAGACUCGUUCCUUCAUGGACGGCAAAUGCACUCUGGAGGAGGUGUUGAUCAAGCUUGAGGGUGAAAUGGACCGCACAGGCUCGCUCGACGUCGUUGGUUUCCAUAAGAAGUCAGGGUUUUACACUCGACCUCGCAAGCUCGAGCUGGCUGCCGCUAUCAACCGUCUUCGAACAGCUACGAUGACCCAGUAAUGCAGAAGGAUAAUAUAAUUACUGCUUGUUUUGCCUGGAGCAGGUAACGAGGUUGUGUCA